Messenger RNA from Strongylocentrotus purpuratus (purple sea urchin), 1641 nucleotides. Its product is annotated as carbonyl reductase [NADPH] 3. Gene Ontology annotation, molecular function: carbonyl reductase (NADPH) activity. The coding region runs from base 67 to 903 and encodes 278 amino acids. The transcript is spliced from 6 exons. NCBI's taxonomy places the organism in Eukaryota, Metazoa, Echinodermata, Echinoidea, Camarodonta, Strongylocentrotidae. The record is from RefSeq and is a predicted model, not a curated record.
GUUUCAUAGUCAAUUGUUGUGAGAUUCAUAAUCCACGGCCGCCAUAAAGAAACACAACUUUAAACCAUGUCUUCUCGCAAAACGAUUGCGUUGGUCACAGGAGCAAAUAAGGGCAUCGGCUUUGGCAUUGUCCGAGCUCUUUGCAAAGAAUUUGGAGAAAGGGGCGUGGUCUAUCUAGCAAGCAGGGAUGAGGGGCGUGGUGAGAAGGCGGUCCAGGAGCUCAAAGGGGAGGGGCUUAACCCAAGAUGUAUUCAACUGGACAUCUGUAAUAACGACCAUAUUUCAAAGGUUGCUGACUACUUCCGGGAUACUUAUGGAGGCCUGGAUAUUUUGGUGAACAAUGCUGGCAUCGCCUUUAAGGCUGCUGCGACAGAACCAGAUAGCAUUCAGGCACCCGUUACCGUAGAAACCAAUGUGUUCGCCACGCUUCGGCUGUGUCGAGCUCUCAUCCCGCUCAUUCGAUCUCACGGCAGAGUUGUGACUGUGGCCAGUCAGGCUGGAUCAUCGAUCUAUGGGAGACUUGGUCCAGAUUUACAGAAACGAUUCAAAACCGUGACGUCAGAACAGGGCGUCAUUGAUCUUAUGAAUGAAUUUAUCAGUGCUGCUAAAGAAGAGAAGAAAAAGGAGCUUGGCUGGGGCUCGUCUAACUAUGGAGUGAGCAAGCUGGGUGUGAUAGCCCUUACCAGAAUCCAGGGACAAGACAUAAUCAAGGACUCAAGCAGGGAAGAUAUCCUCAUCAACUCUUGUUGCCCCGGCUACGUGGAUACGGACAUGUCCAGUCACAAGGGACCGCUGACCAUUGACCAGGGUGCAGUCACACCAGUCUAUCUUGCUCUGUUACCCGGGGGAUGUUCACACCAGGGACUAUUCUUCUACCAGAAAGCUGUAAAGGACUUCUGGUAGAUGUGUGGCGACGGGGGAUCCGAUGGAUGUCUCUAGAGAUUAGGGAAGUGGGUGUAAACAUUGUAGAAAAAGGUGCCCAAACUUUGAUGUAUACCGGUCUUUUUGGCUGAUGCUGCAUGGAAUUUCUCCCAAUAAUGAUAACAUACAAAUAAUAAACAGCAGUGAGGGCAUUAGUAAGAAUUACCCACACAAGGUAUCUUUUGAAGGUACCGAGCGUGGGUUUAUAUGCCCAAACAAAGUGAUGUGUAUUAGUUGUUUUAUAAGAUGAUGUUUUAUUUGUUUUAUAAAAUGAUGUUUUGUAACAUGAUUUUACUAAUGACUAGUCAUAAGUAUUUACUAAUGACCAGUCAUUAGUAAAAUUACGUGUUAGGCAAAAUAAAUACCUGGUUACGUAUACACUCUAAACCAAUCGUUUGAUUAGGAUCCGCUUUAUCAUCUUAUAAUAGUGUCUAAUCCAGUGCAUAGAAAGCGCUUUGAUAUGCCAACCAUGGGUCAGCAUUAGAGUUAGAAUAUAUAAACAAAUUACCAAGCAGUCACAGUGUGUGUUCAAUGAGGGUAUAUAGUUCAAAAAUAGAUAUGUCUUCACACUGUGUUUGAAGUGUUCUUCUGUUGGCGAUUAUUCCAUUUGAGGAGGGAGCCUCUUCUGGGCGGUGUUUCACAAAGAUCCUAAGUUGAACUUAACUCUAAGUUGGACUUAAAAAUUAUGGAGAGCCAUUUGUAGCCUUAGAAUUAAAUAUU